AUGCCAGGCACCCUUGCACUCGCCGAGUAUCUCUUCAAGCGUCUCCGCCAAUUGGGUGUGGAUUCCAUCCACGGCGUCCCCGGCGACUACAAUCUCGAUCUGCUUGACUACGUCGAGCCGGCCGGGCUGAUCUGGGUGGGCAGCGUCAACGAGCUGAACGCCGGGUAUGCGGCGGAUGGUUACGCGCGUAUCAAAGGCCUCGGAGCCAUCAUCACUACGUUCGGCGUAGGAGAGCUGUCCGCAAUCAACGCUAUUGCCGGAGCGUACGCCGAGCGUGCGCCUGUUGUCCACAUCGUCGGGAGCCCGAGGAGAGCCACUCAAGAGGGAAGACUUUUGGUGCACCACACGUUCAACGAUGGCGACUAUCGGCGUUUUGGCGAGAUGCACUCUCACGUCACAGUAGCGCAGGCCAGCCUGAGAGACCCCCGGACGAGUCCCGAGCAAAUCGACAAUGUGUUGAAGCAGUGCUUGCUACACAGCAGGCCGGUGUAUAUUGAGGUUCCCGUGGAUCUGGUUGCAGCGCCGGUUUCUGCAGCAAGCCUCGAGCGCGACAUUCGUGUGCCGGAUGCGGUGCCCGGUCCGGCCUUGGAUGAGGCGUUGGCGAAGGUGCUGGAUAGAAUCUAUGCCGCGAAGCAACCAGUCAUCCUUGUCGAUGGAGAGUGUCGGGCUCUCGGCAUUGUCGACGACGUGCAGGCCCUCAUCAAAAGCACCAAUUGGCCUACAUGGACAACAGCCUACGGUAAAGGCCUUUGGGACGAGACCUUACCAAAUUUUCACGGCAUCUACAAAGGCCGGUAUGACGACAAAGCUGUGCAAGACUUCUUCAAUCAAUCAGACCUGGUCUUGUGCUUCGGACCGCACUGGAGCUCGACCAACACCAACGGCUACUCGAGCAUACCAGACGCCAGUGUCAGCAUAUCUUUCACAGACACAGAAAUCAAAACAAAGGACCGUACCUUCCGAGACAUCCCAGCCCGGCAAGCAGCUUCUCAGCUUCUGCAUCUUCUCGACCUCUCCAGGACCCGCCAAUAUGACGCCAACCACUCCGAUGACGGGCUGUCCGCUCUCCGCCGCCACAAUCUCCUCACCUUCUCGGACAUCUCAGAGCACCGCGAACAGCCACUCACACACGACAAGCUCUGGCGCAUCCUCGCCGGCUCCAACUUCCUCCGCCCGCACGACAUCCUCCUCGGCGAGACCGGCACCGCCGGCCACGGCGUCAGGGAGAUGCACCCGCUUCCGCGCGGGUGCCGAUUCUUCGCGCCCGCCACCUGGCUGUCCAUCGGAUACAUGCUGCCUGCGGCGCAAGGCGCGGCGCUGGCGCAGCGGGAGGCACUCGCAUCCUCUCAUGACCAGCAGCAGCAGCCGCAAGGCGGCGGCGGCGGUGGCCGCACGAUCCUCUUCAUCGGCGACGGCAGCCUGCAGAUGACGGUGCAGGAGCUGUCCACCAUUAUCCGGCACGACCUCGACGUUAUCGUCUUCGUCCUCAAUAACGACGGGUAUACGAUCGAGCGGUGUAUCCAUGGCUUGCGCGAGCGGUAUAACGACGUUGGGCGCUGGCGGUACUUGCGUGCGCCGGAGUUCUUUGGUGCUGGCAGCGGAGGGGACGGAGACGGGGACGGCGCCGUUUUCACGGCGUCGGUGAGGACGUGGGGAGAGCUGGAGGCAGUCAUGGCCGAUGAGAGGUUAACGAACGGGAGGGGUCUGCGGAUGGUAGAGCUUGUUUUGGAUCGUGAGGAUGUACCGGAGGGGCCGCUUCGGGAGUUGAUGGAGAAGGAGCGAGCCCGGGUUGCGGGCGCGAAGCAUGCCGUGGGAUCGUAG
This is a messenger RNA of Lasiodiplodia theobromae, 1821 nucleotides long. RefSeq names its product Pyruvate decarboxylase. Gene Ontology annotation, molecular function: magnesium ion binding; thiamine pyrophosphate binding; carboxy-lyase activity. NCBI's taxonomy places the organism in Eukaryota, Fungi, Ascomycota, Dothideomycetes, Botryosphaeriales, Botryosphaeriaceae. The record is from RefSeq and is a predicted model, not a curated record. The transcript has a single exon. Bases 1 to 1821 code for a protein of 606 amino acids.